AUGAGUUACCAACAUCGCGACCUUCCUUCGCAUACUGUUCUUCACGGACAAGAGCAUAGCAGAUGCAGUGAGGAAACGACUGGGAAGCGGCAGUUCCUUCACGAAAGUCAAAGCACACACGGGUGGAAGAUGUUGGGCGCGAAUCAAGGGUCUCUAGGAAUGGAAGGCGACAUCCAUUCCGCAGUUGUCUGUGACGUUGAGACGACUGCUCCAACGUUAGGCAACGAACCAUCUGGUGACGUCUCCGACAGUCCAUUCAGCGACAGAUCACCCACUGUACCGCUCGAGCACUGCCAAAACGCUCUUUUCUUCUCUUUAUUUGAACACAGCACCAAAGUGUACUUCCAGGAAUGGGCCCCCCUCUUCCCUAUGUUACACGAACCCACAUUUCGGAAACUUCUUGGCAACUCUAUCUCCGGCCCCGAGAUAGAUUAUCUUUGCGACGAGCUCGCUCAGAUCUACCUUGUUAUCGACAUUACCGGUCUAUCAUCCAAUGUCGCGGACCCCGAACAAUUCCCUAUGGUCACACAAAUAUGGAGAGACGCACUCAGCUCAAGUUUUCCUCACAAGAGCAUUCAUGCUCUCCAAUCCUUGACUCUUGCAACUCUUUGUUGCAUCAUACGUGCAGAGCGUGAUGGAGCUAUACACUACAGAAACAGGGCCAUUUGUCUUUCCAACCUCUUGGAACUUCACCGAGACUGUGCCCACGACCUUAAUGGACCACUCUCAACUCUUACUCUUGAGAUGAACAAGAGGGUCUUCUGGACCCUCUACACGCUAGACUGCUUUUGCGCGGCUACGUUUAGCUUGCCAACGAUGCUGAAGACUACGGAUGUUACUGCCAGCUAUCCUUCCGAUAUUGACGACGAAUAUAUCAUUGAGAAUGGGGUUUCGCCUAGGCCUCAUGACCCAAACACUCGAAUGUCUCGGGCGCUGGCCUUGUUCAAGGCAGCUCGUGUACUCGGCGAACUCCUUGACCUGACGUGUACCACGUUUGCUCUUCCCCAAUUGCGAGAUCAGCAAACGGAGCCUCUCCAAAACAAACUCGACGUAUGGUAUGCCCAGCUGCCAUAUCACUUAUCGCUUGAGGCUGUGGUGGGGAAACCUCUUAAAUAUAUCAUAUGCAGUCACCCAUAUCUCAUGUCUAUCAUUUUCUACUAUAUCAAAUGCCAGAUUUCCCUUCGUACUAUUCGCCCUGGCCAGCGAUCAAAGGUUAAUCAUAUCUUUGGAGAAAGCCGCAAGUCCUGCGGGUGCAUUAUCAACCUCCUUAAGUGUUUUGACGAGCUUGGUUUCAGCUUUUGCUUCUGCCUUAACAAAAACAGUCUUUUGGCCUUCUGUAACGAUGUUCAAAGUUCAUCUCCGGGUAGGCUAUAUUUCACAGCCUAA
Fusarium poae is the source of this 1386-nucleotide messenger RNA. RefSeq lists its product as uncharacterized. The record is from RefSeq and is a predicted model, not a curated record. The transcript has 2 exons. The coding region runs from base 1 to 1386 and encodes 461 amino acids. Gene Ontology annotation, molecular function: DNA binding; zinc ion binding. NCBI's taxonomy places the organism in Eukaryota, Fungi, Ascomycota, Sordariomycetes, Hypocreales, Nectriaceae. Gene Ontology annotation, biological process: DNA-templated transcription.